Caenorhabditis sp. 36 PRJEB53466 is the source of this 781-nucleotide messenger RNA. Lineage: Eukaryota; Metazoa; Nematoda; Chromadorea; Rhabditida; Rhabditidae. The record is from the annotation of a GenBank genome assembly.
AUGAAUCACGAGUGCCUCAAAAUGGUGAGGGAUAGAAGAGAAAUGCUGGAAGCUAGAAUUGGUACGUUUCAAGUUUGCAUUCAGUUGUAAGUGUUGUAUGAUUUUCAGAAGAACUUCAACUUCAAAUAAGCCGUCUCGAAGAAGAAAAAGAAAAAGAUCCUAAAAAGUUUAGCGCCAAGUAUAAUAGGUGAGAACGGGCGUCGUAAACUUAUAAUAAGUGUGAAUAAUUGUUGAACGUUCAGCUCUUCGCCAAUCUGCUCGUCUCCAGUUCCAUCACCAAAGGCCCCGUCUAUCGAGAAAUACGGAUUUUAUUGCCUUGCGUACCCCAAAAUAGGUUUCUACUAUGGAACCCCAAACAGGUGGGAUCAGCAUUGAACUAACAUUUCAAUUAAUUAUUUUCUGCUUGCAGGACCUUUUAUUUCUUCUUUCCUAAAUGGUUAUGUUUCUGGAGAGAUGCGAUGAUCACUGGCGGAGCCACCGUGGAUUCUGUGACGUAUGUUUGACAUCCUACUUGAAAAUUGAAAGUGAAAUGUUGCUUUUAGAGUGGAAUUGAAGGAAAAAGAGAAGGAUUCCCAGCGAACCGAAGAUUUGCAUAGACAAGAAGAAGAAAAACAAAGAGCCCUAUGGAUGUCUGAACGCGCUGGUCAGCCGAUUCAUAAGAACUGGGGCUGGCUGCAGAGUGUGAUUUCUGAAAGCAACUCGUCGGACAGCCAAGUAAUGAAACAAUGUUUAUAUAUAUAUAAAGAAGUUCACAUAUUAACGUUUGCAGUUACAAAUCUGA